ACAGCCGCUAGAGCUUUAAACCAGACCCACCCUGAGCUUAACAGCAGUACUUCUCCCCAAGUUUGCAAGCAGAGGUGUAGAAGGAAGCCGCAACAGCAGCGCUUACCGCCGCCACUACAGCAAAUACCGGUAGGCGGGGGCUGGCUGGGCUUCUCUGCGAUCUGCUCUGCGCCUUCCUCCAAAAGCAAAGCACUGGGAGGGUCGGGUAUCAGGGCUUCAUUCCUCCCCUUUGCGGAGACCGGAGAUGGUAAAAAGGCGACGGAGUCUUGGCUGAGGCAUACCCAUCUUGCCACUUGGCCCUGAGGUCAGGGCGGCCCGGAUCGGGAUUUGUGGAGCCAAGCGACCUGAGGCUUGGGUCAUAUAGCUUGUGUCUGCGUUUUGAAACUAGAGAGGAAGUCCGUGGGCCCGACCACGCCUGAUACGACCCCGCUUGUGCCUUCACCAGAGCGCGAGCCGUAGCUUGUAGCUUCUGAUUGAGAGGUUUUAGUAGCCUGAGCCUGGCAUGGAUUCCUGGCUGAGGCGUGCCAAGAUGGCUGCUCUCUCUGAAGCAAUCAACACUUUUACGUUGAAUGUUUUUAAAGAAAUCAGUGAAGAAGAUGGCUCACAGAAUGUGUUUUAUUCUCCCCUGAGCCUCUACUGUGCCCUGGCUAUGGUUUUAGAUGGGGCCAAAGGAAAUACUGCUGCACAGAUACAACAGGUUCUUUCUUUAAACAAAGGUACAGAUGUCCACCAAAGUUUCCAGUCUUUUCUUGCAGAAGCUAAUAAAUCUGGUGGUCAAUGCCUGCUGAGAAUUGCCAACCGGCUCUUUGGAGAAAAGACUCGUGAUUUUAUCCCAUCUUUUAAGGAAUCCUGUCAGAGAUUCUACCAUUCAAACAUGGAAGAACUUGACUUUGCAAAUGCUCCUGAGGAAGCAAGAAAGCAUAUAAAUAAGUGGGUAGAAGAAAAGACAGAAGGAAAGAUUGAAAAACUGCUAGCUGAUGAUUCCAUCAAUUCACUGACCUCUCUGGUACUCGUGAAUGCCAUCUAUUUCAAAGGAAAAUGGGAAACAGUAUUUGACAAAAGCAAGACAAGAGAAAUGAUGUUCAAAAUCAGCACAGGGAAGCAGAUACCAGUACAAAUGAUGUUUCAGAAAUCUACAUUUAGCAUGGCCUACAUAAGAGAAGUGUUUACCAAGAUCCUAGUUCUGCCUUAUGUUGGAGGACAAAUGGACAUGGUCAUUUUGCUUCCAGAUGAGGAGACAGAUCUAAAAAUGUUGGGAAAACAACUUACUUCUAAAAAAUUAGCACAUUGGUUAAAUCUAAAGAGGAUGGAUAAAAUGGAGGUGGAAGUUUUCCUUCCCAGAUUUAAAUUGGAGGAAAAUUUAGACAUGGAAUUCAUUCUUCAAAAAUUGGGGAUGUCAGAUGCCUUUAAUCCAUGCGUGGCUGACUUUUCUGGGAUGUCACCCAGGAAUGACAUCUAUCUAUCCAAGGUUAUACACAAAGCUUUUGUGGAAGUUAAUGAAGAAGGCACGGAAGCAGCUGGUGCUACUGAAGCAGACAUGUGCGACACGUGUGCAAGAUUUACUCCACAGUUCUUGGUUGACCGUCCUUUCCUUUUUCUCAUCCGAGAUAACAGCUCAAAAAACAUUUUGUUUUUGGGCAAAGUAAUCUCUCCAUGAGAUCAUUUACUCUUGAUGGACUCUUUAUCCUCAUGCUAUUUACAUCUAUUUUACCCACACUCUGAUGUGCCUGUAAUCCAAAGUGUCCUUAUCAACAUGGUGAUAAUAACAUAAAAAUAAAAUUCUUGAUUGGAAAAUU
Molecule: messenger RNA, 1796 nt
Organism: Trichosurus vulpecula (common brushtail)
Lineage: Eukaryota; Metazoa; Chordata; Mammalia; Diprotodontia; Phalangeridae
Product: serpin B6-like
Exons: 7
Coding region: 503-1657 (384 amino acids)
Biological process (GO): negative regulation of endopeptidase activity
Cellular component (GO): cytoplasm
Molecular function (GO): serine-type endopeptidase inhibitor activity
Source: RefSeq, a predicted model, not a curated record